UGUUUCACUCUCUGCUGAUCACACUUUUCUUCCUUUCUUUCUAUCUUCAAGGCAGCAAAAACAGAUGGAAGCUGGAAAUGUUGUCAAUGGUGAAACAAAUAAAACCAUCAAGUCUUUCCCAUGUCAAUUUUGUUCUAGAAAGUUCUACAGUUCUCAAGCUUUGGGAGGCCAUCAAAAUGCUCACAAGAAAGAAAGAACAGCAGCAAGAAAGGCUAAAAGGGCAGCUAAUUCUCAUUGCAAUUACCCUACUUCUUUGCUUCCACAACCUCCAUUGUUGUUUGCUCCCACUAAUCAGAUUGGGAUUCUUAAUCCAUCUCUUUAUAUCACUAAUCUGUGUCAAUUCCAAGGUCAACAGUUUGGAUCUGAUACAAAUCUUGUCUACUACAGACCCAACUACAUGAAUCAGAAUCCUUAUAAUCAGUUUGAUCAAGAAGAUGAACAACAAAGUUUCAUCAACUGUCAGAGGAGCCUAAUUGGGAAUGAUGAGAAUUCACCAGAAAAUAUGUUUGUGAUGGAUGAGAAUAAAGGUGUUAAGGAAAUAGAUACUCAAAAGCUAGAUCUUUCACUUCAUUUAUGAAUUGGAUAUAAGUUUUCCUAGAUAGGAAAGAUGAUGUGAUGUGAUGGUUUGGGUUGAUUUUAUGUUUGUAGAAAGCAGAAGGGGGUAAAAAAGGAAGAAGCUUUUCUAGAUCUUUGUUUUUUCCCCAUUUGGCAGGUUUUGGGAUUUCAGUUUUUGGAUUUCUUGGAAUAAGGAAGGUGUGAGAGGAAAUGCCAUAUAUGGCUUCUUUUGGCAAACAAUAUGUAG
Molecule: messenger RNA, 802 nt
Organism: Cynara cardunculus var. scolymus (artichoke)
Lineage: Eukaryota; Viridiplantae; Streptophyta; Magnoliopsida; Asterales; Asteraceae
Product: zinc finger protein KNUCKLES-like
Exons: 2
Coding region: 65-577 (170 amino acids)
Molecular function (GO): DNA-binding transcription factor activity
Source: RefSeq, a predicted model, not a curated record